CUCGCCUUCACCUGGAUAUAAUUUGCGAGCGAAGCUGCCCCCAGGAUGACCACGCUGGCCGGCGCUGUGCCCAGGAUGAUGCGGCCCGGCCCGGGGCAGAAUUACCCACGCAGCGGCUUCCCACUGGAAGUGUCCACCCCCCUCGGCCAGGGCCGGGUCAACCAGCUCGGAGGAGUAUUUAUCAACGGCAGGCCUCUGCCCAACCAUAUUCGCCACAAGAUCGUGGAGAUGGCCCACCACGGUAUUCGGCCUUGCGUCAUCUCUCGCCAGCUGCGCGUGUCCCACGGUUGCGUCUCUAAGAUCCUGUGCAGGUACCAGGAGACAGGCUCCAUCCGCCCCGGUGCCAUUGGAGGCAGCAAACCCAAGCAGGUGACGACGCCUGACGUGGAGAAGAAAAUUGAGGAAUACAAAAGAGAGAACCCGGGCAUGUUCAGCUGGGAAAUCCGAGACAAAUUACUCAAGGACGCUGUCUGUGAUCGGAACACCGUGCCCUCAGUGAGUUCCAUCAGCCGAAUCCUGAGGAGUAAAUUUGGAAAAGGAGAAGAGGAGGAGGCAGAUCUAGAGAGGAAGGAAGCCGAGGAAAGCGAGAAAAAGGCAAAACACAGCAUCGACGGCAUCCUGAGCGAGCGAGCCUCAGCGCCGCAAUCAGACGAAGGCUCGGACAUUGACUCUGAACCUGACCUACCGCUGAAGAGGAAGCAGCGCAGGAGUAGGACCACCUUCACGGCGGAGCAGCUGGAGGAACUGGAGCGCGCUUUCGAGAGAACCCACUACCCAGACAUCUACACCAGGGAGGAGCUGGCCCAGAGGGCAAAGCUUACCGAGGCCCGAGUGCAGGUCUGGUUCAGCAACCGCCGUGCAAGAUGGAGGAAGCAAGCUGGGGCCAAUCAACUGAUGGCUUUCAACCAUCUCAUUCCGGGGGGAUUCCCUCCCACCGCCAUGCCGACCUUGCCAACAUACCAGCUGUCGGAGACCUCUUACCAGCCCACGUCUAUUCCGCAAGCCGUGUCAGAUCCCAGCAGCACCGUUCACAGACCUCAACCACUUCCACCGAGCACUGUACACCAAAGCACUAUUCCUUCGAACCCAGACAGCAGCUCUGCCUACUGCCUCCCCAGCACCAGGCAUGGAUUUUCAAGCUAUACAGACAGCUUUGUGCCUCCGUCGGGGCCCUCCAACCCCAUGAACCCCGCCAUUGGCAAUGGCCUUUCACCUCAGGUAAUGGGACUUCUGACCAACCACGGUGGGGUACCGCACCAGCCUCAGACCGACUACGCUCUCUCCCCUCUCACUGGGGGACUGGAACCCACGACCACGGUGUCAGCCAGCUGCAGUCAGAGACUGGAACACAUGAAGAAUGUGGACAGUCUGCCCACUUCUCAGCCCUAUUGUCCUCCGACCUAUAGCACCACAGGCUACAGUAUGGACCCUGUCACAGGCUACCAGUAUGGGCAGUAUGGACAAAGUGCCUUUCAUUAUCUCAAGCCAGAUAUUGCGUAAGUGAACUGUCCACUUGGAGCUAAACUGGCCCUGUUUCCGGCCUCCACAGACUAGACAUGAAGAAUCUUCUCAGAAA
Messenger RNA from Peromyscus californicus insignis, 1576 nucleotides. It is a transcript of the gene Pax3, whose product is annotated as paired box 3. The transcript is spliced from 9 exons. The record is from RefSeq and is a predicted model, not a curated record. Lineage: Eukaryota; Metazoa; Chordata; Mammalia; Rodentia; Cricetidae. Bases 46 to 1500 code for a protein of 484 amino acids. Gene Ontology annotation, biological process: anatomical structure development; regulation of transcription by RNA polymerase II. Gene Ontology annotation, molecular function: RNA polymerase II cis-regulatory region sequence-specific DNA binding; DNA-binding transcription factor activity, RNA polymerase II-specific.